GAAUACUCUACCAUUGGUAAAUCAUGGCGAGCAAGCAGAAGGUUUACCCGGUCGACUCGAAACAGAAGCUGCAGGAACACGAGGAAGAGAACAGCGACGAGCUCCGCGACACUAAGGACGCGUUCUACCAAUAUGUGUUCGCCAAGGCCUCGCGCGACAGGCAGCUGAGCCAAACCGAAGCUGUUACCCUCAAAGAAGUGAAGGCGGAGCUGGAGAGCAGCGAAGAGACGCACGGCUCUGGAGACGCCGCAGAGAUGGGACGAAGGCUCGCGGAGAUCGGAGAUGAGGUGGACGCUCUCUACCACGACGAGAUGGUAGACAUCGUGCAGAUGACAGGUUCACCGGAGAGAGCGUACGGAGUGUUUGUGGACGUCGUGAAGAAUCUCUUUGAGUGGGACGAAACCACACAUAGAGCCAACAUAACAAUAGGUAGACUAGGAGCCCUCCUAGCCUAUGCCUACCACCUGUGCAAGCACUACAUCAAGACAAACGCACGGGUCAACCUCGUCGUGACCUUCCUUGGAGUUGUGACUACCUGGCUGUUCAGAUUUCUCAUCAAGGCAAAGUUCUACGAAUGGCUGGAGAGCAUGGGAGGAUGGGUAAGUCAGUACUAUACAGUACUAUGCCUCCGUAAUUUCUGCUAACCUAAAGGGAAUGUGUCAAUACAAGCGCUAACAACUAAACAAUAGGGUCCAGUGCAAGAAUCCAAUUUGGUUCCGUUAACGUUUUCUAAAUUUAGCUCUUGUACCACAAAUUUACUAACCUAAUACUACAUACAUGCAGGUGUGUGGUAUAAAGAAUACUAG
Geodia barretti is the source of this 806-nucleotide messenger RNA. The record is from the annotation of a GenBank genome assembly. NCBI's taxonomy places the organism in Eukaryota, Metazoa, Porifera, Demospongiae, Tetractinellida, Geodiidae.